AUGAAGAGAUUGUUAACGCUGUCGUCGUUGUUUCUUAGCACAUGCAAUGAUGAUCAACAAGAUUCAAAUGAACAAGAAGAAGAAUGUACAAAGGAGAUAGAUCAAUUUAUUCAUAAUGAGCAACAAAGUAAAGAUGAUCACUAUCAUCCAUUAUACAAUUAUAAUAAGGGACAAGUUGAAUAUUCAUUACCAUGGCCGAUCAUUGGUAGAAUAUUGGAUUUGGUUUGGUCGUGGUCGUCUAUUUGUACAUGUUACUAUAGUGACCAAUCAAUUAAAGCACUGAGGGCUCAAAGACUUGACCCUACUCGAUUUGUCUAUCACAAGAGUACACCAAGGAAUCAAUCAUUGUGGGAUGUCUACAAAGAGUCAAGAAUGAAGUGUCCAAUGCAUUCGUAUCACUAUCAGUUGUUGAAUGAUCGGAUUGUUGUGCCAUCAACAACAACAACAACAACAACAACAACAACAACAACAACAACAACAACAACAACAACAACAACAACAACAAAUAUAUUCAUCGAUGCUUUAUAUUUGUUGAAUGGUCACCGUGACCGAUCAUUAAUGAUCGAGGAGGAUAUUGUCAACAUUACUUUAAAUGAUAAAAAGAGGAGAUGGAGGUAUCAACUUUUAGGUAUAUCUAAAAGAGUACAUCGAUUCCUAUCAUCAAAGUAUUUGACUUGUUUAGUUAUUAAACCAACAACAACAACAACAAAAGCAGCAGAGUCAGAUUAUUGGAAACACCUAAACAAUCCAUAUUGUCCAAUUAAAGAUAUAAGGGUAGUCACCUUGGUAGAUACAUUAAAGGAUGAUAUUCCAACAACAACAACAACAACAAAAGCUACUACUUGUAAUAGUAUAUUCAACUCUGUAGAUAAACUAAAACUAGACAACUUUUUAGUCAAACAACACCAUGUCAAAGAGUUGCCUCAAAUAUUCGGACAUGUCAAAUCGAUCAACGUCAAGAUAACAACAAUGGCCGUACCAAAGAGAGAUUACUCUCAACAAUUCCUAAUAGGUUUUAAUAAUCUCACAUCGAUUAAUUUAAGACUAUUUCGUUCAAACUUGGAUGUAUUUCUAGAGACACUAUCAAAAAAGACAACUUCAACUUCAACAACUUCAACUACAACUACAACAUUAUUAGUAACCAAACUUUUACUUCCAAGUAGAUGUAUAUUUAUAGAGGUUAAUGAGAAAUUAGCCAAUACUCUUUUAAACAGUAAUAUUGUACCGCCACAACAAAUGCCAAACCUUGAAAUAUUUCAUUUAGAGGAUUCAUCACUUGAACCAUCUCAUAUUAAAGAAGGGUUUAGUGAAUUAAAUGUUUACAAGGUAGUGAUUGACCAUAACUUUGAAAUCACCGAUCUAAUGAUCAAUAGUUUUGCAGCGUGUAGAUAUCAAUACCAUGGAUCAACAUUUAAACAAUCACCAACUAGACAAUUUACAUUUACAAAAUCAAAAAUUAUAUUACCAGAAAUUAUAAUAGAACAACCAAAAGAAGAAAUAAAUGGAUCAUAA
Molecule: messenger RNA, 1512 nt
Organism: Cavenderia fasciculata
Lineage: Eukaryota; Evosea; Eumycetozoa; Acytosteliales; Cavenderiaceae
Exons: 3
Coding region: 1-1512 (503 amino acids)
Source: RefSeq, a predicted model, not a curated record